GCAUCUCAAUCACUACAAGUUUGUUUAAGAUGACCUAUCAAGCGAUAAAAACUCGCGCCAUGGCUUUGGCAGCAGUAAAAUCAAGGCGGUCGGAUGUAUGGGGCACUGAGCAUUCCUUUGGAUGGCAAAUCAAGGGAAUGGCUUCAAAAGAGCUCUACGAUGUCUUCAGUGAGAACUUUUUAACAUGUCAUUUAUGUCUAGAGGAAUAUAAAGACCCGAGAGUGCUCCCCUGCUACCACACGUUCUGCCUGGAAUGCAUAGCUGAUCAUGCAGCCAGGAAUGGGGUCCAGAACAAGUUUUCCUGUCCCGUAUGUCGCCACGAGGCCCCCAUACCACCAGGUGGGUUACAAACUCUCGUGAAAAACUUCUUUCUAAAAAAAGUAAAAGAGUUCAUGCGAGGUCAUACAGUGCCCCAGGGGAGACUUUGUGAAUACUGUGAUCAUAAAGAGGCCACUUUAUUGUGCCAAGGAUGUCCUAAGACCAAUCUACUGUGUGAUACAUGUCGUGUCAUCCAUGACAAAAUACCGGCUUUAAAUGGGCACCAGUUUGUGCAUUUGCCCACACUCGACUUGUCGACGACCGCAGCCAAAAUACAGGCACAAUUACGCCAGGAAUUAGAUUCAAUUCAACACUGCGAAAAACAGCCCAGCGAACUGCUGGCGUUCUACAGAAGAAAACCAUCCAUUUAUACCAAGACACCAUGUCGAGCAAAAACGAAACACACACUACAGUUCCCUGAAAUUCCUGAGCCAAGGCCGUUGUCUAAUAAAACGGGACCCAUUACCGCCAAAACGUUUCAGGGUCCCUUUGAUGCAUGUUUCGGAAGUUUGAAAAAAGCUAGAGCACGCCAUCAAGAAUUGGCACUACAUGUAUAUCCGAAACCAACAUGGCUACAGAAGCCAAGACAGGUUCAUUGUUUUUCUAUGAAAGAUUAUCCUUGGGAUAUAACAUUUGCAGCUGAUGGAUGCAUGUUUGUAGUACAUGGUGCUACAGUGGCCAUGUUCUCUAACACGGGCCGGUGUAACCGUGAGAUCAAUAUAGAGGGAGGCGCGAGGCGAAUCACUGCACUCAGUAACGAUAGAUUUGUGGUCACUUGCGGAGAUGAUUGCUGUAGACUGUAUUCAACCUCAGGUCGUGUUUGCCAAUGUUUUGGUCAGGGUGACAUGUGGCGACCCUGGGGUGUCACUGUGGACCGUACAGAGGGAAAGGUUUACGUGUGUGAUGGCGGUACAAAGUGCAUUUGUAUGUAUGAUAUGGUGUCUUUUAUUCUUCUUAACAAAAUCGAUAUCCCGAUGUGCAGAAACGUUAGACUGCAAUGCGUAUACCAUCAUGCCAUAAGUGCUGUCUUAGUUAGUGACUGCAGGGCCCACUGUGUGUAUGCUGUUACGCUCCAGGGUGACGUAAUAUUCGAAUACGGAGCAAGGGGUCGGAGUGGAAGUAUGGAGGGACAAGUGAGUUAUCCAAGCGGGGUGUGCGUAGAUAAGUUUGGACACAUAUUCAUAGCUGACUGCUUUAAUGGCAAUGUGGCUGUCCUUGAUUCAGAUGGAAAAUUUGUACGUAAUAUUCUGACAAGGCAAGACGGCAUUAUGGAACCUAUGAUAAUCGCUAUCAACAAUAAGGGGGAGCUCGUUGUUGGAACUAACCAAUGCAAAAUUCUCACGUUUAAGUAUAUAACCUAGAAAUUACUUAUUUAAUUUGACUUAUUUGAUUUUUGCCAUGACGUUUAAAAAGUAGUUAAUAUAGCUGGGGAUAUGGUGUUAUUUUAAUAGAACUACGGAAAGUAUUUGAUAUAGCCAACAUGAUGAUGUCCUUAUAAAGAAACUAGAACUGUACCAGUGUGCAACUUAUUUCACUGACAGAAAACAACAAACUUUAUUUCGAAAUCACCGCUCUGAUCCUAUGGCCGUCGCAUCAAGGAUCUGUCCUUAUUUUUUUCUCUUUAUAAACAAUUUCCCACUCAACAUUGAACAUGGUGAAAUGGACAUGUAUGCACAUGAUUAACUUCUUAAGUUUAUCAAACUGAACAAAAUUGUUGCCUGUGUAAAAAAAAAAUUAAACGUAUGCUAACGGGAAUAUUUCUCUGAAAACAACAACAAUGUACAAGUAAUAUUUAAUUGUAAAAUGUAAACUGAUUGACUAUGUGAGCUCUGAGAAACUUUUGCGGGUCUCCACAUGUGAUGAGUUAUCAUGGAAGCUCCUUGACGGGGCAGCAGUAUAGGGACUGCAUGACCAUCUCACGAUGCUGCCGUUAGUUACAAUAACUUAAAUAAGAGUCUGAGUUGACGAAAAAGCUUGUAUGUACGUGUAUUAAAUUCAAAUCGAAUUUUAAGGAAUGCAGAAAUGACAUUUUUGCAGAUUUUAUUAUGGUGGCAAUCUUGGGAUUUCCAUGGCAAGUUAAGUGCUUCUUUUUCAUUAAGGCCAAAUGUUUUUCUCGUUGUUUACUAAUCGAACUCUUCUACAUAAAUUAAAAAACAACGCCACAGUGCUCUUCAUAAAAUACUUUUAGGUGGAUUAUUUUGAUUCUUGAAAUAUACUACAAUUCUACAAAGAGCCCGAAAUUUUACCAUCCAUAGGCUCCUCCGAUCACAAUGCAGUUCUGUCCUUACCAGAAAAUCACAACCGUAUCCCCCGAGGCAGAGUGGAAAAGACCUACUCUCGUACAUCAGGAAAAAAUGAGAAAAUUAUUUUUGCCGGAGAACUUAUAAAAAUUGACUGGACACCACUUUUUAGAAUGAACUCAUGUUCCGAGCAGUUUCAAUACUUUGAAAAGACAAUGAAUGAGCUCCUUGAUACGUACCUCCCAAUAAAAGAAUCCACAAGACACACUACCGACAAACCCUGGAUAACCACCGACUUCAAGGAUCUUAUCAAACAGCGCCAGAAAGCUUUCAGAGAGGGAGACACCAAACUCUCACAUAGCAUCAGAAACAAAGUUAACAGAACCAAUAAGAAACUGAAAUCAUCGUUUUACAAAAACAAAAUAGAAUCACUAAAACAGUCUGACUCUUCCACUUGGUGGAAGAAAUCCAAAGAGCUAGCAGGUUUGAAUAACAAUAAAUGUUCAUUAGAGUCACUUGCUGAUAGCACAUCAAAUGGUAAUUACCAG
Lingula anatina is the source of this 3106-nucleotide messenger RNA. RefSeq names its product RNA-directed DNA polymerase from mobile element jockey. Lineage: Eukaryota; Metazoa; Brachiopoda; Lingulata; Lingulida; Lingulidae. The record is from RefSeq and is a predicted model, not a curated record.